This is a messenger RNA of Helianthus annuus (common sunflower), 902 nucleotides long. Its product is annotated as ADP-ribosylation factor. The transcript has 7 exons. Gene Ontology annotation, biological process: vesicle-mediated transport; intracellular protein transport. Lineage: Eukaryota; Viridiplantae; Streptophyta; Magnoliopsida; Asterales; Asteraceae. Gene Ontology annotation, cellular component: cytoplasm. Gene Ontology annotation, molecular function: GTPase activity; GTP binding. The record is from RefSeq and is a predicted model, not a curated record. Bases 159 to 704 code for a protein of 181 amino acids.
AAUUUUAAAGCAUCACACAUGACAUCAGUAUAUAUGCCCUCUUUAUAUAAUAGACCCUGUUCGUUUAAUCGGCUCCACUUUUUGUUGUUGGUGGUGAUCGACGGCUCCUGAUUCACACGCUCCACGUCACAUCUCCGGUUACCGGCGAUCAUACAACAAUGGGGCUGUCUUUUACCAAGCUAUUCAGUCGCCUGUUUGCUAAGAAGGAGAUGCGAAUUCUGAUGGUUGGUCUCGAUGCAGCUGGUAAAACCACAAUUUUGUACAAGCUCAAGUUGGGGGAAAUUGUCACCACUAUCCCUACUAUUGGAUUCAAUGUUGAAACUGUUGAAUACAAGAACAUCAGCUUUACUGUGUGGGAUGUUGGGGGUCAAGACAAGAUUCGACCGUUGUGGAGGCACUACUUCCAAAACACACAAGGUCUUAUCUUUGUGGUUGACAGCAAUGAUCGUGACCGUGUAGUUGAGGCCAGGGAUGAGUUACACAGGAUGCUUAAUGAGGAUGAACUAAGAGAUGCAGUGUUACUUGUUUUUGCCAACAAGCAAGAUCUUCCAAAUGCAAUGAAUGCUGCUGAGAUCACUGACAAACUUGGUCUGCAUUCUCUCCGACAGCGACACUGGUAUAUCCAGAGCACAUGUGCCACCUCUGGGGAAGGUCUUUAUGAGGGAUUGGACUGGCUUUCCAACAACAUUGCUAACAAGGCUUAAAAGGGACUCACGUAUGCAUCGUAUAACGAGUAUUGUUAGCAUUUUAUCUAUGUUGAGGACUCGGGAUUUCUUCUUGUCAAACACUCGUAUUUUGAUCCGCUUUCAUAGACUGUAUACAUCAUCACAUUUAGAAUCUGUACGACUUGAUUUCUGUAAUAUGAUGUUUGGUAAUAAGCAGAUGAUCUCUUUUCUGUAUUC